AUGAGCAAAGCCAGCAUUGUAGGCAUCGGGGUGGAUUUGCUCUCCUUUGCGCGCCUUCAAAAGCUCGCAAGCAGAAGUCGCGUGCCAGACGAGAAUGCAUGGCACAGGAGUGACAGGCUCGCUAGUAGGAUCCUCAGCACAGAGGAGUACGAAGAUUGGCGCUGCCUUUUUUUGGCCGACCUGGGCGCGCCCACGAGUCUCAGCAGCACAGAAAAGCCCCUGCGUUGGCUCGGCCUGCGGUGAGUGGGCCAUCUUGUGCUCGUUCAACCCAAAAGGCUGACCGUCAGAUCUCUGAUCUGGCGCGCCUCCCGUAAGUUGGGCAGCCAAAGAAGCAGCGUACAAGGCUACUUUUCCCAUAGCGGUGGCCUCGUUGCGCUGGAAGCACUUCAGCGUUAGCCAGUCUGAAAAAGGGAGCGGAAGGCCAACCAUCUCUUUGAGCCAUCUUGGCCGCGAUCAAGCGACAAAGUUCCCACUGUUCAGCAUUGAUCACUCUGCGCUUGAGUGGCAUCUCUCCGUCUCGCACGAUGCAGGUCUCAUCAUCGCCACGGUGCUCCUCGAGCGCGCGUCACAUCAACAACAUGGAUGA
Molecule: messenger RNA, 586 nt
Organism: Ceraceosorus bombacis
Lineage: Eukaryota; Fungi; Basidiomycota; Exobasidiomycetes; Ceraceosorales; Ceraceosoraceae
Source: the annotation of a GenBank genome assembly